This is a messenger RNA of Neoarius graeffei (lesser salmon catfish), 3179 nucleotides long. RefSeq names its product Transmembrane protein 150A-like. Lineage: Eukaryota; Metazoa; Chordata; Actinopteri; Siluriformes; Ariidae. The coding region runs from base 316 to 1143 and encodes 275 amino acids. The record is from RefSeq and is a predicted model, not a curated record. The transcript has 8 exons.
AAGAGAGCAGCGACCCGCUGCUGCUGCCUGAAAGCGAGCUAGUGACGCUCUGACUGAAGCGCUACAGGCUGCGGGAUGUACGUGUCGAAAAACGGUUUACAAAGGCACUGAAUUCCUCAGUGGUUGACUUUAACUCGCUGCUACUUGUGGUCGUAAGAUUUAGGAGUGAAAAAGUGGAAGGGAAACAGCUGCAGUACCUCACCGAGAGGGACAGGGUUCGUGGUGUCGGUGAUGAAAACAGCCAUGAAGUGAAAUGUGAGUGUUGGUGAGGCGGAGGUGAGGUGCGAGGCUGGAGAGGAGACUCAGGCAGAGGACAUGAUGGUAAUGUCAGGGUGGAUGAUUCUGCCCAUCAGCCUGCCCGUCUUGACCAUCACCGGCAUCUGGGUUGUGUAUGCCAUGGCCCUGUAUAACCAGCAUGUUUGUCCUGUGGAUAACUGGUUAUAUAAUCAGUCAUGUGAGGACGAUUUACCCAUGCAGAGGGGACCAACACUAUGCUGUACUCUGGACAAUGUGCCACUCAUCAGUAAGUGUGGCACACUACCUCCAGAGAGCUGCUUCUUCAGCCUUAUCUGCAGCACAGGAUCCUUCAUGGUGAUGGUGAUAGUUUUGCUGCAUUAUGCUUAUGUGAUCGAAAGAUGCCAGAACUGCGUGUUAAACACAGCAAGCCUCUCCACUGGCUGGAUUUGCUCUGCGGGACUCAUCAUGGUUGGCAACUUCCAGGUAGAUAACGCAAAGGUGUUGCACUACGUUGGGGCUGGCGUGGCCUUUCCCACCAGCGUGCUGUUUGUGAGUGUGCAGUCUGCACUCACUUAUAAACUGGCCAAGACUCAGGGGGAGUACAAUAUGGGCCAUCUGCGUCUCAUCAUGACCUUGCUGGCCUUCGUAGCCCUGGUGCUCAGUGGAGUUUUUUUCGUCCAAGAGAGUUUUGUCCUGCAGCACGCCUCCGCCAUCUUCGAGUGGGUCUUCUGUGUCAUCAUCAUGCUGUUUUAUGGCACGUUUGCCUUUGAAUUUGCCAAUAUCUCCAGCAACACCAUGAUGGUCCUGGCCAGAGGAGGAUCUUUAAGUAGCAACAGCCAGGAUCACAAAGUGGAGUCCCUCAGUGGAACAAGUCAGCACCAGCCGGAGAACAUGUCCAUGCUUUAACCUCAUGGAGAGAGAGUUGGCACAGGCCUGCCCAUGCUACUCUCUCUUUCCCUGUUUCUUAUACACAUUCAUGUACAGUAGGGUGCAGAGGAAAACUAGUUCAGCAGAGGAAAUCUGCCCUACUUCUAUUCUUAAUCUGAGCUAACUUUUGCCAAAGGAUUUUGCACACAUUUUUGCACAUUGUUGAGACCAAAUAAUUGUCUAUCUUCAGUGUCCCCUUCUUUAUAGUCCACCAACAAAGUAGCUGUAAUACUUAAAGAAGCAGUGUUCUAUGGAUGGAUGUGGUAUGUGUUGAGGCUUUGUGAAUGUUCAUAUCAUUGGAGUUGUUAAUAUGUAACGGCGAUAGCAGUCAAUAACGCAACCCUGCAAGUUCAGCUGGGCACUGAGACAAUUCUGUGCCAAUUGUGUAGAGGUUUCAUGAUAAAACCAGAAAAAUGUUUAUUGAAUUAUGGAGUUUAUUUUUGCCUUUUAUAUUCAACCACAUUGCCUUUUAGUUAUGGUUGAUCUUAAACAGAGGUGCUUUUUGCUUUUUGCUCAUUGCAUAUUCAGUUCAGGGUGACUAUUAUUACCAUUGUGCCUUAUGAAACGGGGCCAAGCAAAGCUGUCUAAUGGACGCCGUUAAUCUCUAAUUCUGUGUUUAUCAUACUGUCCGGGACAAAGUCCAAGAUUUCAAAAGUGUGCUUUGUUUUGUACUAUAAAUGCCAGAUGAAUGCCAACUAGGCCAGCAAAGUUAACUUUACACUAAUGUAGAGCAUUCCCAUAUUCGCUGCGUAUUUGACUUGUUGGUUGGUAAAUGUGAGUGUAUUCUUGCUCAUCUCUGUGCCUGAGGCCAGUAAAUUGAUAGGUGUAGACUGAGAUGUUUUAAUUGUUAUUUGAUUUGAUUGAAGAUCUGUUUACAUUUUCCUGCCAGUUUGGUUCUGAACCAAUUCCAUUUUAAGAGGAACAGUUUAGAUCCCACUUACAAGAUACACCAGAUUCUGUUUUGUAUACAUUACUCUGGUUGUGAAAGAUUUGUGCUUCAUCACUUGGCCAUAUUUUUCUUUGAAUUUUGUAUUUGGUUAAUUGUGGUUUUAGUUGUCAGCUUAAUUUGACUUAACCUUGGAAAUAUGAUCCUAAGUGCACAUAGUUGUCACAAAAAUGUGAUCUGUUUUGACAGUAUGACUUACAGCAGGACUGUAAGUCUGUUACAUAAAAAGCCAUUUUUCUUUGUUAGAUGCUGAUUUAAGUGCCCUUAAACAGAGAUCCUGUUGCUCCAUUCUCUAGAUACAUUCAUAGAAUAUGUAUAAUUUUGCUCUAUAUGCCUUUAUCAAGCAAAGGCAAGUCUAAAAAUUUAAAUAAUUGUUUCCUGUUCUGCUUGUUUUAGUUUCUAGUCCAAUCCUCAGGAAGAUCUGUUACACCAGCUUGGAGUCUGUGCUUUUAAUAAAGUUCAAUUGAUUAAGUAUUAAUUGAUAACUGAACAUUUUACAGUGGAACUGGCAUACACUUGAAACAUUUGUCAUGUUACAAGUGGACUCUAAGUAUUUACAAUUUUAUUUGCAAAAAUAUUUACACUUUUGUGGUCUGUGUUCCAUGUUAACCAUUUCCCUGUUAAUGGCUUUGAACAUGCAGCACUGCUAAGACAUUAUUGCUUAGCAUUACUCUGUCCAGUACAGGGAGAAAUUCAGGAGGAUCCUUUACCAUGAUUUGCCAAUGAUGACUUUUUGAGGACAUGACUGGCUGUUGCUUAACUUGAUCCACUUUGAGUUAUUGCUUCAAGGCAGUCACAGAGAUUUUUUGCAGCGCAAAGAGUGAUAAUGCAUUCAAAAUCCACUAAUACAGACAGCAAGUACAAAUAUACAACCUCAGUGCACAUGUGCAAAAACACAUUGCAGAAAACAAACAUUGGGUAAAAUAACUGAUAUGCUGGCUCUUAAAGGGUGCCUUCCUGUACCUCUGUUGAACCAAAGACUGAAAGGAUUUUGGAUAAAUUGAAGAUAUGUUUUAUUGUACUGUAUAUUUGCCUCAAGCUGAGCAAAAAUAAAGCAAAUAUAAAUAAA